AUGGCUGAACACGCCCUAUCAGACCCCAAAAACCCAACCCGCGCAACGCCUAACAUCAAAGCCGAAGACGCAAUCUGCCAAAUCGGCAGCUCAACCUUCAUCACCGCACCCCCAACCAAAAUCUGGGACGCGCUCAUAAACACCUCAACAUGGCCUACAUGGAACAAGUUCAUCCCCCGCGUGACCAUAGUCGCGCAACCAAACAUAACCUCAAUCACAACCACAAGUGACGACUUAUCUGAAACACCAACAACCCUCUCGCCCAUCCUCCAAAACGGCACAAGAAUGAUUUUCCACGUGCUCAUGGAUCCUACCUCCCCCAAGGAGAAAUUCACAGAUACAUCCCUCGUCGUUACGAAAUUCGAGCCUCCAAAUUCAGAGGCUGGAUCGCCGGGUAGAAUCGUGUGGAGCUCUGACUUUGAGGCUAAGGAUACUUUUUCGCCGUGGCUUUUGACUGCUGAGAGGGAGCAUGAGAUUCGAGCUGUGGAGGGGGGAUCGGAGGUUAGGAAUUGGGAGAAUCAGAUUGGGUAUCUUGCUUAUGUUGUGAAGUGGAUGUAUGGGAGUCAAUUGGAUUUUAAUUUUGGGUUGUGGAUUGAGGGAUUGAAGAGGUUUGCUGAGGGUGAUGAGGGUCAUGAUGGUGAGAUUUAG
This is a messenger RNA of Penicillium angulare, 648 nucleotides long. RefSeq names its product SRPBCC domain-containing protein. The transcript has a single exon. The coding region runs from base 1 to 648 and encodes 215 amino acids. NCBI's taxonomy places the organism in Eukaryota, Fungi, Ascomycota, Eurotiomycetes, Eurotiales, Aspergillaceae. The record is from RefSeq and is a predicted model, not a curated record.